Molecule: messenger RNA, 4416 nt
Organism: Caenorhabditis briggsae
Lineage: Eukaryota; Metazoa; Nematoda; Chromadorea; Rhabditida; Rhabditidae
Gene: Cbr-clr-1
Product: Protein CBR-CLR-1
Exons: 17
Coding region: 1-4416 (1471 amino acids)
Biological process (GO): protein dephosphorylation
Molecular function (GO): protein tyrosine phosphatase activity; protein binding
Source: RefSeq, a predicted model, not a curated record
AUGCGGAUAAAUCGAUGGAUCUGGUGGACCACUGUCAUACUUUUAUACCUCAGGACGGAGCUGUUACAAGCCGCAGAUUUUUUCAGAUCAAGUGCAGAAAAUGAAAAAACAAAGGAUAAUAUCGAUAAUUGGAACUCGACUAAAAUUGAACCGAAACCCCCAAAAACUGCCAAAGAAUUAGGUAAUUUGAAAAUUCUAGAAAGUGUCCAUGUAUGUGAAUCGAACCAAGAUUGCGUCAAUGGCGGAGUCUGUCAUCGUGGGAAGGAUGGUCACGUUUCCCAUAUCCUAAUCCCAUUUCCCCGCUAUAACCCCAUGCUUCCAGUUGUGCCCCCGCGGUGUGGAAAUCGUCGAUCUACUGCCCCCUGUCUUGUGAUGGAUAAAGACUAUCGGUCAAAGUACGACUUGAGAGAUCCAACAUGUUACAUGAACGGAUGUGUGUGCCCUCCACAGUUCGAUACGGUCUACGUCACCGCCGAUCAGAAACCACUCCGACUGAAUUCGACUCUUCUGCCAACCAAAUGUGAUAAAAGAGAUCUCGCAGUUGUUGGACGUGUCCAUCCUUCACUAUCAGUGUUCAAAGGAAUCGAUGUCACCAUGUUUUGCUGUGUAAACCUGGAUCCAGAAGGGUUCAUCGAUGUUGCAAAUGUGUUUUUCAUUCAAAACGGAACUCUCAUGAGAGAACCAACAUCUCAUCCCUUCUCUCCGUCUACACGAGGAGGAAUUGCUCGAAGAGUACACGAAAAACAGUCCUGUUGGGAGCUCGAAAUCAAAAAUGUUCAAACAUCGGAUUCUGGAACUUAUAUGUGUCGAGUGACUGCAAGUGCACCGGAUUUAGAUGUCACAGAUACUAUGCAAUUUGAAGUUAAAGAACAUCCUCGUCGUACUCAUUCCUACUGGUACAAACGCCCGAAAAAAGUAAUGUCACCGUCAUCAGCAUUGAAAAAUUCUGAUGAUGAUGUCGUUCCAUCGGGUUAUCUUCCACCUCGUCAAAUAUCGAAACUUAAUGUAACUGCAUCAGAACGAGAUGCAAUCGUAACAUGGGAAUCAGAAGGAGAAGAAAUGGCAAUUGAUUUGAGGCUUGUUCGUCGUUCUGAUACUCGCGGUGCUGUGGUAUACAGAGGAGACAACGUAACAUCGCCAGUUGUGGUCAAAGAUCUGCGAGCUGCCACUCCCUACACUCUCUUCGCGUCAGGAAAAGAUGGAUCAGUUCCUUUUGAGUUAACUCAUCAUUUUACCACCGGCCAGAAACGUCCAUUCCCUCCCAAAGAAGAAGAUGUACGUAUUCUGAAUUCUGGAUCUUCGUUGAGCUGUGAAGUUGAAUGGAAAACUCCUGCCGAGACAAAUGGUCGUAUCACCAAAUAUUUUGUUUCCGUUCGUGGAGCGAUGAGAAAAUCUGAUGGAACGCUUACUCCGGAUGAUUUUCCAUCUGCAGAAGAAGUGGAUAAACGAUGUGCGAAUUGGGAUGAGGAUGAGUCCAAAUCGGCACAAAACGGAAUCAAUCCAAUCGACUUUUCCAACGACUUCUAUUCUUGCAAGUUUGGACCUUUGAAACCGAAUCGUAACUAUUCGGUUUCCGUGUGGGCUGAAAAUUCAGCUGGACGAUCUCUUCCAGCCGUUUUCAAAAAGAAUUGUGUCACCAACUUUGCUCAACCAGAUUUGGUAGAAACUCCACAAACUCUUCGCACCGCCAACAUGACGACAUUCAAUCUGGCAUUCUCUCAUCCGCCUGACGAUAUGAAUGGUCCUAUAAGUUGUUAUUACAUUGCGAUUGUUCCGUUGCCAACCAAUGUUUCAUUGGAUCUUCUACCAGAAACUAACGAGAUUGUGAUGGAUUCAUUUACAAAAGUCUACGCCAACAAUCUCCAUUCAUCAGCAGCUGAAAAGAAACGAUUCUUUGCCUACGUGGCAGAAUCCUAUACCGAGCUACCAAUGGAAACUGUAAUAGGAGACGGCCUAGGAGUCAGUGGAUUGAAGGCGUGCAACGUCCGCUAUCUCAGUCGCUACACAGCAGAAGAUCUUGCAUUGAGGAAUGGGUUGAAAUACACUGGAUUUUUGAUUGUUCGAGUCGAUAAAGAAGAAGAAGUAAACAGAAAAGGAGGUCCUUCUGGUACUAAUGGAUCGAGUAUUUAUAGAAAUUUAAUAGACAAAAGUUCUCCAACAACCGAACGUUCUCGUACUUCUUCAUCUGCUACUCGACACCUUCGUCAACUUCAUCUAAGCGGUCCAGCUUACGGAUAUUCGGGUUACUUCAAACCGAUUCUACUAGAUUCGAAUUCUUCCAGUGGCGGAUAUGGAGUGUUUGUGAAAAUCGUUCUACCGAUUCUCAUUUUCUUGGUUUGUGCCACCUGCUUGUCAUUGUUCAUGAUCAAUCGAAAAAAUCAAUUUUUAUCGGACUGGUGCCCACCAUUCAUUUCAAAAAUGGCAUCGAAAGAUGUAGUAGAAAGAACUCUUCUAAAGCAAACGUUUGGAGCGAUCCCAGUUGAAGACCUUCCAACAGAAUAUGUUACUCGUCAUAGGGACUCGGACUUCCUGUUCGUUCAAGAGUAUGAAGCUCUUCCACAUUUCCCAAUGAAUACAGUAGCCAGCAACCGGAAGGAAAACGCUAUUAAGAACAGAUACAACGACAUUCGAGCAUUCGAUGAGACACGUGUCAAGCUGGAACAAAUCAGAGGAGAUGAACACUCGGACUACAUAAAUGCGAAUUUCAUCAAAAGUUGGAAAGAGAAAAAGUUGUUCAUUGCUGCACAAGCACCUGUCGAGGCUACUAUUGAUGACUUUUGGAGAAUGAUUUGGGAGCAGAAAUCAGAAUUGAUAGUGAUGGUUGCAAAUCUGACGGAGAAGAAUAGGCAGCAAUGUGCAAAAUACUGGCCAGAUGAAGAGAUAUCUAGGUAUGGCGAUAUAAUUGUAGAACCAACCAGUGUUUCCUUCCAUUCUGAUUACGUUGUCCGAAAGUUUGACAUUGCUCAUAUAGCAGAGUGUGGACCGGAUGUGAUUCUGAAUGAAAAUGGAGUUGAGUACGCGAAUGUUCCAAUCGUCAAGGGACAAUUUGCAGAGAAUGCUCGUCACAUUCUCCAAUAUCAUUUCACAAAUUGGAACGACUACAAGGCUCCAGAGUGCUCCACUGGAUUACUUCGAUUCAUGUAUAUUCUAAGAGAAUUGCCAGAGUUCAACAACUCGCCAGUCGUCAUACAUUGCAGUGCUGGAGUAGGUCGUACAGGAACGUUCAUCACAAUCGAUUCAAUGUUCGACCAAUGUCUGGCAGAAAGAAAAGCGAAUGUAUUCGAAUUCGUGUGUAAUCUCCGUCGUCAGAGAAAUCUAAUGGUUCAGUCCGUUGAGCAAUACGUAUUCAUUUACAAAGCAUUGGCUGAAUGGCACAUGUACGGAUACACUGACAUGGAUGUUGCUGAUUUUGAAGAACAUUAUCAAAGAUUACUGUGUGAAAGUACGGCCGCCUCCUCAUCACGAGAUCGGGCGGUGAGUUUCAAUCAAUCGUCAUCAGGAAAUGGAUCAAUCUCUACAAGAGUUGCUAUUGUUUCCUCACGGGAAUCGAUUCUCACUUCCAAUAGUGAAACUGGAUUGGAAGAAGAAUUCAAGAAACUCGAAAGAAAUCUAGCCACUGGACUCCCAACAUCUUUUGCUUCGAAGGAGGAGAAUCUUUUAAAGAAUCGAUAUGAAGCAGCAGUGCCUUAUGAUAAGUACAGAGUUAUACUUCCACCAACCAUCGGACACGCUGAUUCAUCCUACAUAAACGCCUCUCAUAUCAAGGGAUAUUUCUACGAUUACAUCGCUGCUCAAGAUCCUGUUGGUACCUCAUCUUCUACCGUUUUCGAUUUCUGGAGAAUGAUAGCUGAUCAGAAGGUGACAACAGUGGUGAUGUUAAGCGAUGAAAACGAUUGGAGUGACUCAGAAAAGUACUGGCCGAUCGAAGGACCUGGUACCGAUUGUCACUUCCAAGAAGGCCGAAAUGCAAUCGACGUUUCAUGUGUUUCUCUGGAACAACACCAAGACUUUGUCGUUCGACAUUUGACAUACACCAUGAAGAAUGCAGAUUCGACAUCUCCGAAUCAAGACCUGACGCAGUACUCGUACACAGCAUGGCCCACGGAAGCACUUGUCCCCAGAUCACCUAACAGUCUGAUGAAUCUGAUCAGUUUGGUGUUACAGAGACAGAGUAAUCUUCUUGAGUCUCGAGCGCCUAUUGUUGUUCAUUGCAGAAAUGGUUCAUCGGAGACCGGAAUCUUCAUCUGUAUAUCUCUAUUGAUGCUUCGACAGAAAGCUGAGCAACGGAUAGACAUCUUCCAAACCGUUAAAGGCCUUCAAUCACAUAGACCGAUGAUGUUCACCCGUUUCGAGCAGUAUUCUUUCUGCUACCGGGCUCUUGCUGAUUACAUCUCCCAGACACUACUUCUGCGGUAG